This is a messenger RNA of Rhopalosiphum padi (bird cherry-oat aphid), 1359 nucleotides long. RefSeq names its product E3 SUMO-protein ligase PIAS1-like. The transcript has 2 exons. Gene Ontology annotation, biological process: regulation of transcription by RNA polymerase II; protein sumoylation. Lineage: Eukaryota; Metazoa; Arthropoda; Insecta; Hemiptera; Aphididae. The record is from RefSeq and is a predicted model, not a curated record. Gene Ontology annotation, molecular function: transcription coregulator activity; zinc ion binding; SUMO ligase activity. The coding region runs from base 244 to 1140 and encodes 298 amino acids.
GUAAAUUCUAGCAAACAUAUUAAACUGACUAGUUUCGAAACUGUUGAUUUGCAAGUACUAUUGGAAACGUUUGGUCUAAAUAGCAGUGGAAUAAGAUCUGAAUUGCUUUGUCGAAUAAAUCAAUUAAUAAAGCGUAAACCAGAUGGCCUUGACAUUGCAUUAUUUAAAUCAAAAAUAAUUGAAAUAUUUCAAUCCAAAGUGAAUAGUAACUCAAAUCCCCUUUUUAUUCAACCAAAUCAGAUUAUGUAUACGGGUCAAAAAAUCAACGAAAAAAAUACGAACCAACUGCAACAAUAUUCUCAAAAAUCAAUGCAUGUUAAGCCUCCUCAAAAUCUAAAUCUGUACAAGUUAAGAAAGCUACCAUUUUAUGAAAAUAUUGAAGAAAUUAUUAAGCUAACUCUUCUAAAUAGCUCAAAUGACAAAUGUACAUUAGUAAACCAUCUUACAGGUAUGAGAGAAUAUGUAUUUACAUUUAAUAUGUCUAUAGAUCAAAUUAAUAUAAUAUCUUCAAAUCGUGAUAUUUCAAAAACAAUACCAGAAUAUCCCUAUCAGUACCAAAUUCGACUAUGUCAAAUAGAAUUAGGGCGUUUUGAAGUAACAGAUUAUUUUCCCAGUCAACUUAAUGUUCGAGUUGGAGAUACGCCUUGUCCUACUUAUCCUAAUGAGCGAUCUAAAUCGAGACGAACAGCAAGUCCUAUCAAUUGCACUCAUGAAUUAAAAUUAAGUCCAUUUUUUACAAACCUAAUUAAAGUAAACUGGGUACCCGAUGGGAAAAUUUAUGGUAUUACCAUGAAUUUAGUUAAACAAUUAAGUGCAGAUAAUUUAAUAAAAAAACUUCAAGAUAAAGAAGCAAGGAGUUCAGAAGAUACUAAACAUCAAAUUAUUAAAAAAUUCACUUGUGUUAAUCCAGAUUUGGCCUGUACAUCUCAUCAAUUUUCUUUGUUAUGUCCAUUGAGUAAAAAUAGAAUGAAGUUACCUGCAAAAUCCGUUCAUUGUGACCAUAUAAUGUGUUUUGAUGCAGAUACCUUCAUUAGAAUGAAUGAGAAAAAUUCAAAAUGGCUUUGUCCAAUUUGUAAUGCACCUUGUGUGUACGAUGACAACAAUAUUUUAAUUAACGCUGACGGAUCAUGGGAAAAAUAAUUAAAAAUAACUAUCAAUAAUACACUUGUAAAAUCUAUUGAUUUUGUGGAUUUGGAUAGCGACGAUGAAAAAUCUGGGAUAAAAAUAAAAUAGGGAUUUUAUUAUUUUAAGUACUUGUGGUACUUGAUCAAUUGUCACCUGGUAGUAGGAUAUUUUAAAAUAACACUACAAGUAUAUAAAAAAUGUCUUUGUAUUAAACAGUUGAAAUUUAUUUUUCAA